AUGUCACAUCUGAGACUUCCCAUAGAGUACACCUCAAAGAGACAAGGUCAGCAACAGAUAUCUCAGUCCCGGACAACCGCUCAAAGCGAUGAAAAGCUAGUUCAACCAAACUGCGAGCUGAGUUGGUCGCAACUGGUACACGCAGAAAUCAUUGCCGUAGCCAGUACUAUGCGCAAAAAUUCGCGGUGGUCUGGAAUGAGCGUUAGCAGUUUGAAUAUGGGUAGUUUAGGAAUGAGUAUGGGUUUAAGAGGAAGAAGCCCCAUGACCGACGACGUUGGCUAUAUAAAUCAGGAGAGCCCUCUGAUGGCGGGUUUUACGAAUUUAAGAAAGCAGCUUGCUAGUGUGUCAGAUCUGCGAGAACUUGAUGCUGUAUCAUUGUUGGAACCGUUUUUGGAAGUCAUACGUUCAGGAGAUACUAAUGGACCCAUAACCUCAACAGCUUUAAGCAGUGUAGAGAAACUGUUGACCUAUGCGAUUAUAAACAAGAACUCGCCCAACCUCCCAAAUGCUAUGCUGAUGCUUUCUUCUGCCGCAACCCAUUGCAAAUUUGAAGCGAGCGACUCUGUCUCGGAUGAAUUUGUAUUACUUAAGAUUUUGCAAGUGUUACGUCUUGCAUUAACUAGUGAAGUUGGGCAGGUUUUAGGCGACGAAUCUUUGUGCGAGAUGAUGGAGACUGGGUUGAGCAUGUGUUGUCAAAUGCGCCUUAGUGAAAUGCUUAGACGUUCAGCGGAGCAUACAAUGGUUGUUAUGAUUCAAACAAUGUUCCAGAGGCUUAAACAUUUGAAUGAAGAUUCGGAAACUUCACCUCCCAAUGAAGACGAAGGGAAUAGCAAUACGCCGUCUUUAGAUUCUCAAGUGCGAAUGGCGCCACCUGAUCCUAAAUCGCCUCAUCUUCCUCUUUCUUCAACCAAUGAGAGUGACAUACCAAAUCUUAUGGGUAAUUUUAAUAACUUGUCUGUAUCGGCGACGGAGGAAGUCAAAGAUAAUGAACAUUUGCAGACUCAAGAGAAUACUGAAGAGGUUGAACACGUAAGCGCACCGGUUACAACGAACGACGUUGGUGACCAAACACAAGACGCUGCCCUUCCCGAUCUAACCGAUGAGGAAGAAGAUAAUGAACCUCGACCAUUUGGUUUACCAUCGAUAAGAGAGCUGUUGCGAGUUCUAAUAUCUCUAUUGAAUCCGCAUGACCAUCAGCAUACAGAUACAAUGCGUCUUAUGGCCUUGAGUAUUCUCAAUGUUGCUUUUGAAGUUGGUGGUCGAACAAUGGGUCGAUUCGAAAGUCUGAGAAACCUCGUCGUCGACGAUCUGUGUAAAUCCUUAUUUCAGCUGGCUCGCAGAGAGAACAUUGCUUUACUUACUCUCACCCUCCGCACAAUAUCAACUGUAUUUGAUACACUUCGACCACAUUUGAAGCUUCAACAAGAACUCUAUCUAUCCUUUUUAAUCGAAAGAUUAACUCCCGCCAGCGCAUUACCUAGUGCUGCCUUUAGUACAGACAUACCUCUCAUCCUCGAUAGUAACGAUUCUCCUCAUGCGUCAGGGUCCUCAACGCCGCUCAAUACGCUACGCGAUAAAUCUAUUCGUGGAAGUAGUGAUGCUACAGUUGCUACUGGAGAAGUGCGCGAGCUACUCCUCGAAUCGUUGGGACAGCUCGCCAGGGAGCCGACUUUCAUGGUUGAUCUUUGGGUUAACUAUGACUGCAAUGUUGAUUGUAGUAAUCUAUUCGAAGACGUUGUCGCGUUUUUAAGCAGAAAUUCAUUCCCGAAUCCAACUCUCUACUCUGCAAGCAAUUCACAUUUAUUAUGUAUAGAUGCUCUCUUAAUGUAUGUGAACCAUAUGGUUGAUCGACUACAAGCGGAGAAAAAUCACACAGCCACACCAAACUCAGGAUUCUCUUGGAAAGAACUAUCUGCAUCUGAUUACAGUCUUGGACUGCGGCCAUCGGUGUAUCCUUCGCCUGUUGAGCUAUUGGAAAGGAGAAAAUGGAAACAAAUAUUGUUGGAGGGAGCGGCGAAAUUUAACGAAACCACCAAAGCAGGUCUCGAGUUCUUGGAAGCGAAUGGUGUCAUUUACGACGACCCGUCUGUCAAUAGGGAAACAAGUCUCGCUGGUUUCUUGAAAUCUACGCCACGAUUAAACAAGACAAUAUUGGGUGACUUUCUCUCUAAACCUUCAAACAUCGAAGUGUUAAAGGCUUUUGUGAGACUUUUCGAUUUCAAGGGGAAAAGAAUCGAUGAAGCUAUGAGAGAAUUGUUAGAAUCUUUUCGGCUGCCGGGAGAAGCUCAGCAGAUUGAGAGAAUAAUGGAGACUUUUGCAACAACUUAUUUUGCUUCUGGCCCACCGGAAAUAGCUACUCAAGAUGCUACGUUUGUGUUAUCAUAUUCUGUCAUAAUGUUAAAUACCGAUUUACAUAAUCCACAAGUUCGACGCCGUAUGAGUAUCGAUGAUUAUAUGAGAAAUCUUCGAAAUGUCAACAAUGGACAAGAUUUUGACCACGAAUACCUGCGAGCUAUUUAUGAUGCUAUUCGAAAACGAGAAAUUGUCAUGCCAGAAGAGCAUGAAGGACAACUCGGAUUUAAUUACGCAUGGAAAGAACUGAUUCAUCGUACAGAGACAGCUGGUCCCCUUAUAAUAUGCGAUGUCCCAUUAUAUGAUAAAGACAUGUUUAUAACCACAUGGAAACCGAUAGUGACAGCUAUUUCUUACGCGUUUACUUCCGCUCCUGACGAUAUGACCCUGCAGAAAGCUAUUACCGGAUUCCAUCAAUGUGCUCUCCUUUCGGCAAACUAUCAACUCUAUGACGUAUUCGAUUAUAUAAUUAUGACACUUGCCAAGAUGACUGGCUUACUUGGCCAGCGUUAUUCAAAUGAAACAGCCAGCAACCCUGUCGUAAAAGUUAACGAUACUGAUGUCACAAUUAGUGAUUUAUCCAUUGAGUUUGGAAGAAAUUAUAAGGGGCAGCUUGCGUCUGUAGUCUUGUUUGCUAUCGCCAAUGAACAUGGAAACGUGUUAAAAGACGGUUGGAAAUUCAUUCUUGAGAUAAUUAAGAAUCUCUUUGUUAAUUCCUUGUUGCCAAGCUCCAUGUCACAAGUCGAAGAUUUCUUAGAGGGUACGACCACUAUACCUCUAAAACCCAAAAGCUUACCAAUAAGAGAUGAUCGAACCCGUGGGAAUUCAUCACUCUUGUUCUACUUGCUUGCAAACGCUGGAAUUUUGGAGCCUUCCCGAAGCGAACCAACCGAGGAAGAAAUUGAAUGCACCAUGUGUACUGCUGAUUGUGUCGCGGUGUGUCGUCUCGAAGAGCUCUUUGCGGACAUUAGGUUAUUGCAACAGGAGUCGCUCGAAUAUCUGAUGGAGGCACUCAAAUUCAUUGCAGAUGGUAACUCUCCCUCCGAUUCUUUGAAUUCACGAAGUUCCGUAUCGCAAGAAUUGUCCAACCAAAAUAUGCAGGGUAGCGCCCCAUCCAAGCCGUAUGACCCCGCUGCCGUCUUUUUCCUUGAGCUCAUGAUAAAUGUUACUCUACAAAAUCGAGAUCGAGUGCAGUCCUUAUGGCCAAUACUGUUCGAACAUAUUGCGGAUAUACUAAAAGAUUCUACGAAUCGUAGUAUUCUAUUAGUAGAGCGUACAGUAGUCGCUUUGCUAAGGUUAUCCAUUCGGCUAACGCAUAAGGAGGAAAUGGUAUCCGACGUUCUCCGAUCUUUCGAGUUGUUAAAGGCCUUGCCAACUGACAUAAUGCAUUCGGUCGGUGAGCAAAUGAUGGCUGGAGUAUAUAAUCUAAUUAAAGCUGACUCAUCUUAUAUAAGGGGCCAAGCUUCAUGGGAGACUUUAUUCGGUCUACUUCGCGCAACUUCGACUCAUCCUCAGGCAUCUAAAUAUUCAUUUGACACACUCGUCCUGAUCAACGAGAGCAAGAACGUGAACAGUGACAACUUCAACGAAAGUGUAGAGUUGCUGACAGAGUUCGCGUCUGCUGCCAGGGUUUUGGUUGAAAAGGAAAGGUCACCUGAGAAGAAUGCGAAGACUUACCUUUCGACGACUCAAGCAGAUAUUUUAGAAAGGGCACAAAAGUCUGUGGAGCUUCUCUAUCAACUGUAUACAGAGAUACCACGCCUCCUGAGCGUGUCACAAACCCCAAUAGAAGAAGUUUGGUCGACAUAUUGGCUACCUAUUCUAACGGGAUUAAGCCAGCAAUGUUACAACUCAUGUCGCGAGGUUCGACAAACCGCAAUGACAUAUCUCCAACGCGCUUUACUUAAUCCAGAUUUGGCAUCAUACAAUCUUACUGAAUGGGUUGUUAUUUUCGAUGUCGUUCUCUUCCCUCUGUUGGAUCAACUGCUGGAGCCGGAAAUCUUCAAUAUAGAUCCAGUAGGGAUGGAUGAGACGCGAAUGCGAGCAUCCGCCCUUCUAUGCAAGAUUUUUCUGCACUAUUUGAACAGACUCGUCGAGUGGAGAGGGUUGAUUACCCUAUGGUCGCAGAUACUAGACGUGAUGGAACGAUACAUGGCAAUUGGAGACAAUGAUUCGUUGAGUGAAGCCAUCCCCGAAUCUCUUAAGAAUAUGUUGUUGGUUAUGUCAACGUCAGGCGUGCUCCAACGUGAGACUAACGAGAAGGAAGAAGAGCCCAUGAACAAAAACAUGAUUGCAAUGAAACCCUUCAACAGGAGUUCAGCGUUCUUCACUAGUCAGCCGUUGAACGCUCAGGAGUUUCUGCUCACUAGUAAAGGGUAG
Messenger RNA from Paraglomus brasilianum, 4731 nucleotides. Lineage: Eukaryota; Fungi; Glomeromycota; Glomeromycetes; Paraglomerales; Paraglomeraceae. The record is from the annotation of a GenBank genome assembly.